CUGGUGUACGCAUGCGCAGUAUGCCGUUUAUUUAUGCGUAUUUUUUUGAUUUUUUUGUUGUUGCUAGCAACAUGGAAGUAAACAAGAGUUGGGAAGGAGAGCAUUUGUUGUUGUGCCGUCGGUUUUAAAAGCGAACACAACAUUUGUCUUCUUUUGGAAUCCCAUCCCGUGGCCCAGGACGCCGUUUGAGGCCGCCGGUGUUUGUGAGCUUAACCGGACUCGGAAAGUGGCAAGAGUGUCGUCUGCAGAGUGCAGCGCUGGCUGACUUCAUACCAGGCACAUUUUCAGAAUGCAGAAUUCGUCGCACAGCCAAUAAUAAUAUCAUGUAUAAAAAUAUGAGUAAAAGGCGUUUUUUGCAGCGCUGCUAUUGAAAGCAUUGGCUAGCAUAAAUGACGGGCACCGCUUUCCACCGCUCACCCGCUUUAACGUGUGCUACUGUACUGCACACCCGCUCUAACACGUCAGACAAGCGCGACAACUUGUGUUCGUACGCAGCAAGUAGUUUUGGAAUCCAUUUCCCAGUGAACGGUCGUGUGUGUACAGGGUCUCCUGCAUAUUCGUGCCUGGCGCACUCACCUGGUCGCAAUCUGAUUCUGAUCUUGUUGGUAAAGAAUUUAACAGGGGAGGCGUCCAUGGACCCCCCGGGAAGUCCAGAUUUGGUCCCCUCGGUCUUCUGUCAUUUGAAAGCUGACAGGACGGAAAUGAGACUUGAAGCUACCAGCCGGUCCUCACCAAAGCCCGCCGGCGCAGCUCAAGAGUUUGAGGAUCCCCCUCCGUGUCGUACGAACGUCCGGGAGCGGCCCGCCGAGGUGGAGCCGGCGCCCCCGCGUGUGAAAGAGGAAGCGCAGGUGAUCUGUGUCACUGUGAAGAGUGAAGAAGAAAGGGAGGAGAGGAGAGCAUCAGAAGCAGACGGCCUCUUCGCGCCACUCUCAGACGCUCCCGACACCGAUGACGGUGAGGAUGAAGACUCCAAAGGGGACGGCGUGAAAAGGCACAAAUGUUCCCGGUGCGACCAAACUUUCGGCGACGAGAGAAAUUUAAGAGCGCACGCGAGAACACACACGGGAGAGAGAACCUUCGUCUGCGCGUGUUGCGGUAAAAGAUUUCCCCGCAAGGCUCAUUUGACCGCACACGCACGCAUACACACUGGCGAGAAACCCUUCUCGUGCGCCGUCUGCCACAGCAAAUUUCGGGAUCGCUCCACGCUGGUAACGCACGCCCGGACGCACACGGGGGAAAAACCGUUCUCCUGUUCCGUGUGUCACGUGAGCUUCAGCGUGAGCUCCACGCUGGUCCAACACAUGAGCACGCACGCCCGCCACAAAAUGUUCUCCUGCUCCGUUUGCGGGAAGAGAUUAUCCCGAAAGAGAAGUCUGGUGACGCACGCGAGGACGCACACGGGAGAAAGACCGUUCUCCUGCUCGCUGUGCGCCAUGACGUUCAGCGACAGCACGGCGCUGGGACGCCACGUGAAGACUCACACGGGGCGCAAAGCCUUCGCUUGCUCCUUUUGCGCUCACAGGUUCUCGCAAAAGUCGCAUUUGGUGGCACACCUGAGGAGACACACGGGGGAAAAGCCCUUCUGCUGUGCCGUGUGCGGGCAAAGCUUCGCUCAGAAAGGACACUUGGCGAAGCACGCCAGGACGCACACGGGAGAGAAGCCCUUCGCUUGCCGAGCGUGUGAGGAAAGCUUCGCGUACAAGUAUCAACUGGACAAACACGCGUGCGCUCGAACAAGCGUGAGUGCCGCAAAAGUCUUCUUGGAAGUCAUCACUAUCCUCGUCGUCAUGUGUAAAGUGAAAAUGCUGAGAGCGCUGGUCAACCAGCGGCUGAGUGCGGCCGUGGAGGAAAUCUUCGUGGUGUUGGAGAGAACCAUCACCGAGUACGAGGACGAACUUUCUAGAACGAAGGACGAGAACCUGCGACAGCGGCAACUGCUCGACGCUCUCAUGGACUCGAGCACAGCAGACGUCAGUCGAGGUGACGGUCCCCCCGAGGAGCAGCGGCGGCGGGCGGAGGAGUGCGGCUCAGGGGGGGAGGAGCAGGAGGACCCCGAUCCGAGCUACGUAAAAGAUGAGCACGGGUGGAGUCCGCGGCAGCCAGCGGAGGAGGAGGAGGUGGGGGAGGAAGAGGAGGAGGAGGAGGAAGAAGAAGAAGAAGAAGAGGAAGAGGAAGAGGAGGAGGAGGAGGAGGAGGAGGCCGGCGCCGCAAGCAGCGAGCCUCCCGCGGCUCACGUGGCGGUGAAGAGCGAAGCUCCGUGGUCUCAGGUUCUUCGCCCGAAGAAAGCGGACAGCCCCUCGGUCGCCACGUCCAAUAAUGACAACCAAAACGCGGGCGUGGCGCCCGUAGGCCAUCGUCGCGCGGGAUACACCGCCGAUCGCGUGAGAUACGACGCCAAACACUUCAAAUGUUCCCUGUGCGACUCGGCCUUUUUCAAGAUGUCCGAUUUGCAGCGACACAUGAUGAUCCACUCGGGAGAAAAACCUUUUAGCUGCACCGUUUGCCCCAAGAGGUUUAUCCGCAAGGCGCAUCUAGUUUACCACAUGAGGACGCACACGGGCGAGAAACCCUUCACGUGCUCCUUCUGCGGCAAACACUUCUCCCUCAAAGGCAAUUUGAUGCGACAUACUAGGAAGCACACGGGCGAAAAACCCUUCAAGUGCACCGAGUGCGACGCCGGCUUCACCGUGCGUCCCGCGUUGAUCCAACACAUGCGAACGCACACGGGCGAAAAACCUUUCAAAUGCUCCUUCUGCGGCGAAGGCUUCGCUCAGAGGGGACAUUUGAUCGGGCACACCAGAAUCCACACUGGAGAGAAACCCUUUUCGUGCAACGUGUGCGGCAAAAAGUUCUCCAUCAGGGGAACGCUGAACGUGCACGCGCGAACCCACACGGGCGAAAAACCGUUCAGUUGCGACUCGUGCGAGGGCAAAUUCUCUCACAAGCAUCAGCUGAGCAAACACGCGUGCGCCGGCGAGGGCAGCAGCACUCAAAUGGAUUUCGAUGCGGGAGGAGUCAUUGGAGCGUUCGGCAAUUGGCUAAGUUCGGAUGGGUGCAAGCGCGCCGGCGGACGGCGACGAGGAACUUUCCGGAACAAAAAGACAAAAGAGGAGCGGCGACGUCGUCAACGGGCGGACGCGCAGAUGGACUCCGACUCACGAGACGUCCAGCAAGUCCAGCCAGAGCUCCCCCACGUCAAAGAGGAACAGGUGGACGUGGACAUCAGUCGGCAGGAUGGAGAACACGUUGAGGAGGAGGAGGCCCACACCGGCGAGUUCCCGGUCAUCCGGGUCAUUGUGAAGGGUGAAGACGAGGAAGAUGAAGCUGAGCUCGGGGAGAAAAAUAGCGGAACGGAAGCAGGCCACCUCUGGGACGACGCCGAGGACUCCCGAGGCGAGCCGGCAAGUCGGCCCGACGCCUUCGAAUGUUCCCAGUGCGACGAAGCGUGCGGCGAAACGUCCGUCUCGAUGGCGCGCACGAGGGGUCGCGCGGAAGACAAAAUCUUCAUCUGCCCGUUUUGCGGCAAAAGCUUCCACCAGCGGGAGAACUUGAUCGGCCACACGAUGAUCCACACGGGAGAGAAACCCUUCGUCUGCUCCAUUUGCGGCGGGAGCUUCUCACUCAAAGGUACUCUCAUGAUCCACAUGAGGACGCACAGCGGCGAGAGACCCUUUCCUUGCUCCGUUUGCGGCGAAAGAUUCUCCCAGAAAGUCAACUUGACGACACACAUGAGGACGCACACUGGAGAGAAACCUUUCUCCUGCUCGGUGUGUGGCGAGAAAUUCUCCCAGAAAGGAAACUUAAUGAAGCACAUGAGGACGCACACCGGGGAGAAACCCUUUCCCUGCUCGGUUUGUGGUGAAAAGUUCUCGCAGAAGGGAAAUCUGGUGAUCCACAUGAGGACGCACACGGGGGAGAAACCUUUUCCCUGCUCUGUGUGCGGUAAACGGUUUGCUCUGAAAGGCAGCUUGAGGAAACACACCAGAACGCACACCGGCGAGAAACCUUUCGCUUGCUCGGUUUGCGGCGAGACGUUUGCGCAGAAAGGCAAUUUGAACAUUCACGCCAGGAAGCACACGGGAGAAAAACCCUUCAGCUGCAACGUGUGUCAGGGACAGUUCGUGAAUAGAAACGAGAACCACGACGUCGUCGUCAACUACUUGGACGCUCCGAUGGACACACAAGAAGAUCUUGGGCAGCGGAGCGUGGACGCAGUGGAGCGAGCGCCCGCUUGCAUCAAGGAGGAAGAGGAGGAGGUGGACCUCAGUCAGGAGGCAGGAGAGCAUCUCCAAGGUGUGCGCGAGGAGGAGGAGGCCGACAUCGGCCACUUCCCGCUGAUUCGAGUCGUCGUGAAGGGCGAAGACGACGAAGAAGCUCAGUCGUCUCAGCUUCGUCGCAGUCGAAGCGAGUCGGAAGCAGACAGCCUCUUAGCUCCUCUGUCGGACAGCGACAACCGCACCGACGACGACGACGACGACGAGGAAGACCCCAGAGGAGGUCGCGGCAGAUGUCCCGACGACAACAAGCGCUUCAAAUGUUCCGAGUGCGCAAAAGGCUUUGGCACGGAGAGAAAUCUAAAAACGCACAUGAGGACCCACACGGGAGAGAAACCCUUCAUUUGCUCCAUCUGCGGCGGGAGCUUCUCCCUGAAAUGCACUCUCAUGAUCCACAUGAGAACGCACACGGGGGAGAAACCCUUUCCGUGCUCCGUUUGCGGCGAGAAAUUCUCUCAGAAGGUCAAUUUGACGAAACACAUGAGGAAGCACACUGGAGAGAAACCUUUUCCCUGCUCCAUCUGCGGCGAGAGAUUCUCCCAGAAGGGAAACCUGAUGAUCCACAUGAGGUGGCACUCGGGGGAGAAACCCUUUCACUGCCCAGUUUGCGGCGAACGCUUCUCCCAAAAGGGGAAUCUGAUGAUCCACACGAGGACGCACACGGGAGAAAAGCCGUUUCCCUGCUCUGUGUGCGGUCAGACCUUCUCCCGCAAAGACAUCUUGUCCAAACACACCAGGACGCACACGGGCGAGAAACCUUUCGCUUGCUCGGUCUGCGGCGAAAAGUUUACGCAAAGCGGCAACUUGAAGACGCACACGAGGAGGCACACGGGAGAGAAACCUUACAGCUGUCGCCUGUGUCACGUCAAGUUUGCGUACAAGUAUCAAGUCAACAAACACAAGUGCGCCUCGGAUAUCGGCGCCGCGCACUGCAAAAUGUCCAAUGAUGGCAGCUCUGCGCCGUUAAGGAUUCAAGUUGUCAACUGCGCUCCACCGAAGAAGAAGAAGAAGAAGAAGAAGAAGAAGAACAAGGCGGAACUGCCGGCGGGGCGCUUCGGUGGUAGCUCGCUGUCCCGUUCAGUCACAAUGGAGCCUUUUGGAUGCAAACAAAUGACGUACAGAAGCCAAGCCGAAUUAGCUGUGUUUCCACCGGCGCCCCGCGGGUUGACGGCGGCGGCGGCGGCGGCGGGCGUUGUUAACCCGGGCCACGACCGAUCCGACGUCCGGCAGCAGCGGGAGACGCGUCCGGAGCGCUCGCACGUCAAAGAGGAGGCGGCGGCGGCGUCCCCCGCCGUCAAACAGGUCGCGUGCGGCCGCGUGAAACGGGAAGAGGAGGAGCCGGAGGCCUCCCGCGUCAAAGAGGAAGAGGAGGAACGCAGCGUCAGUCAGGCAUCGCUCGCCGGAGUCGUCGUGAAGAGCGAAGGCGACGAGAAGCUCUCGGCUCCGCUCUCCGACAGCGAGGACGCGUCGGCGACACGCUCUUCCCGCUCUGAAGGCGAAGACAACCGAGCCUCCAAAGCGCGUACGAGGUGUUCCAAAGCGUUCGAGUGUUGCCAGUGCGACAAAGCGUUUGGCAGUAAGAGCAACCUGAAGAGACACAUGGGCUGCCACACGGGGGAAAAACUAUUCAGCUGCUCCGUGUGCGGGAAACAUUUCUCCCAGAAGGGAAUCUUGAUGCGACACGCUCGUACGCACACGGGAGAAAAACCCUUCGGCUGCCCCUUCUGCGCCAAACGCUUCUCCAUGAAGGGAAACCUGCUGACGCACACCCGAAUUCACACCGGGGAAAAACCCUUCUCGUGUUCGGCGUGCGCCGCCAGCUUCACCGUUCGCUCGGCGCUCGUCCAGCACGCCAGGACGCACACCGGAGAGAGACCCUUCCCCUGCUCUUUCUGCGGGAAAACCUUCUCGCAGAAGGUUAGCCUGGCGACGCACGUGAGAAGACACACGGGGGAGAAGGCGUUCCGAUGCCGGGCGUGCGACCGCAGCUUCUCUCACAAGUAUCAGCUCGACAAGCACCCGUGCGCCGCCGCUCCGUCCGGACCCUGACGGGGAAAUACCGGACUCGCACUCAGAUGCACGCCACUUAAAUGCUCUCACGCAAAACUCACUUGUGUACGCGUUUGCACUUCUGAACGUGUGCACUUGCGUGUGAGAGCGUUUUCCGAAGCGCGUGCAACCCUCAAUCGUGUCCCCGGUGGCUUUUGACGUGCAUUUGAUGCUCACUAACGUACACAAGUGAAACACUCGGAACGUGAAAACAACCACAGCGGCACGCACACUGUUGCACACGUAUGCCAGCAGAAAAAAAAACCUGAGCUUGUAUGAGAAUGGAAAUGGAUGGAAAUGGAGCGGCGUGCGUUUCGUCAGGUUAGCGGCCGGGCUCGGGAAGUUAGCGUGUCGGGGAGGGAAUCGGCUGGACUCGUUGGGGUCGCGACGUGUUUUGGCAGUGAAGUGCACGUACGUCUUCGUCUCGCUCCUUCGCGACAGAGCGUCCGGUUUUUGUUCUCUGGGUCUUGCUGCAACACGUUUCGCGCUUUGCUACAUCAGAUCGGUCUUCAAAUAAAUAUAAACGUGGAGAAGAAAAAGAACACAGGACUCAUUUUUCUGCCUUCCCAAAGGAAAAUAUACAUUUUUCAAAACGCAAACGCCUUCGUACAACAUGAACGCAUAUUUCGUUCAACUCCUACCCACGUGACGAUCAUCUCAAAUCUUCCUGCUUCUUCGCAUCGUCCACACCGUUCCCGCAAUGUCCAUCCGGGCCGGUAGAUGGCGACGUCCCACUGAAAAACAAACCAAAACCACGUCCUGCGCAUGCGCGCACCCGGUCACUGGGCGGAAGUUAGCGAGCCAGCGAGCGUGCGUUUGUGCCAUUUGCCCAACUUUCACCGCUUUAUUCCUUUUUAUUUAUUAUUUUUAACGCAGCGUGGACGAGAACCAGCGACAACGUCAACGACUGGACGCGCUUUUCAAAUCUCGCGUGGACUCGCACGCGUCAGCUUGAUCGCAUACGUCGUACUUGAUCACUGAAUGCGAUUAGAGUGAAAGCGUUAUCAUGCCAAAUAGAUUUAAAAUAAUCGCCGGGAAUUAAAUCAGUUCAUCUUUUCAUCAUUCGGGUCACUUUGAAUAAAUGCAUUUGGAAAAGCUCACAGCUCACGUGUGGGUGCGUGAGCCAACGUGCAACACUAGAGGUCGCCAUUGCCGGAACAGCAGACCACCGCGCGGUGCGCAUGCGCAUGCGCACUGGAAACAACUGCGUCGGAAUCGAUUGUAUCAGCGUACCACCAAGCGUUUUCUUUGUCUUUUUUUGUUUUUGUGGGGGCAGCGGAAGACGUUUCUUACCGUUUAUAUAUUUAUGUAAACUCUCAAAAUAGAAAAUACAUACAUUUAUGUAAUUCUAAAAUGAGUAUUAUUAACCCGUAAUGACAAGAAUGAAAAUUCAAUGUUAUUUAUUUACCUAUCAUCACCGUUUGCGUAUUUGCAUCAAUCCUAUAUCUAGAAAAUGACAUACAUUAAUAUAAUUCUAAAAAUAGAGCUCACGUAUUAACCUCUAAUGACAACGGUAAACAUGAAAUGAUGUUUAUUUACAUUCAGGGUUGUUUAUUUACGUACAUUCUCGAAAGAGCGCUUAUCCCGGGCCAUGUCAUUUGUCCAAGUGGAGUCGCCGUAGCUACGUCACCUCCGAUCGCUGAGCAGGCUAGCUAAACUAAGCUAGGCUAAGCUACGAUGGUUGUCGGUGCGUGCUGCAAUGUCCACUUGUUGUCCGUUGUCCUUUUGUCUUGUGCUUCGCGCAACCGACUGACGCCGAACAGUGACAAGACUUCGCGCCUCGGUGAUCCGUGAAGCUUUGUUUUCGGUUCUUGGUAGCCGCUAACGAGUUAGCCGCACGCAGGCUAAGGCGCCGUUGGAGCGUGUCAAGUCACGAAGUCUUCGUCGUGAGGGAAACGGGAGGAAGAUUCUGGAACAAACCGGCAACGAGACGUCAGCGAAGAUGAUGAGCAGCUGCCCCGCAUUAAAGAGGAACAGCAGGAAGUGGACAUCAGUCAGGACG
Molecule: messenger RNA, 8325 nt
Organism: Phycodurus eques (leafy seadragon)
Lineage: Eukaryota; Metazoa; Chordata; Actinopteri; Syngnathiformes; Syngnathidae
Product: zinc finger protein Xfin-like
Exons: 16
Coding region: 390-6323 (1977 amino acids)
Source: RefSeq, a predicted model, not a curated record